AUGUCUAAAAAAAACUAUAUGACAUCAUCACAACAAAUUAGUUUAUUAGAUUCACCGAAAAAACCAUGGUCUCAUACGUUGAAAGAUCAAAUGGUGCCAACCAGUGGAGAUGUAAAUGCAUUGUUUUCAGUAUUGUUGGAUAACCUUGCCAAUAUAGCUUCGAUGGUAUCCAUCUUGGUUGCAUUUGGAAUGCCCAUGGAUUUUGUAGCACGAUAUUUUGUCCCAGGUCCAGCGAUUGCUGUGAUGCUUGGAUCCUUGUCCCUUUCGUUUUAUUCGAUUUGGUUGGAUCAUAAAUCAAAUGACCCAUCUGUUCUCUAUACAUCCAUUCCAAUUGGGUUGGAUGCACCCACGACAAUCGGUCUCCCAUUACUGGUGGUUGGACCUGCCUUUCUUCGUUCACUCGGUGCUGGUAAUAGCACUCACGACGCUUCAAUGGAUGCUUGGUUGGCUGGAUGCACAACGGUAUUUUUAAUCGGAGUAUUCAAGGUACUAUUGUCUCUAUUAAGUUUUGCUCAAGGCUACUUUCACCCGGUUGGAAAGGCAGGAGCUCUUGCAGGUAUUGGAUUGGCUCUCUUGGGUUUAAACCAACUCUUGACAAUCCUCGAGGAACCAGUUGCAGGUUGGAUAUCGCUCUGGGUUCUCUUUUUGCUAUUAUUGCACAGAGUAAACAAGACAAAUGGCCUCCCGAUUAAUAUACAGCUCCCCUUUAACCUUUCAGGCGUUUUAUUGUCUGCUGUUAUUGGCUCGCUUAUCUACUAUGUCAUGGCCGCCGCCAAGAUUUCUGUUAUUCCCAUGCCAACCGACAUUCUAUCAAACUAUGUCGUGUCAUAUCCCCAUCCUGCAGACAUUUUUAGUAGAUUUGCAUCAACCAUUCAACAAAACAUCUCUAUUGCCAUACCCUAUGCAAUUUUGGUAAACAUUGGUGGUUUGACCAUUUGUGACGCUGCAGUCACCGUCGGAAACAAUUACAACACCCGUGUUGUUCUUCUCAUUGACUCUGCCACUACAAUCAUUGGUAGUUUUCUUGGUGCCGUUACCCAAACCACUCCAUACAUUGGACACACCGUCUUUCAUCAAAAGUUUAAGGCUCGCUCUGGAUACUCGGUCAUCACUGGUGUGAUUAUUGGUUUGGGAGGUUUUUUGGGCUACAUCUCCUUCCUCACAAGCAUUUUACCAAAACCAGCCAUCAUUCCUAUUUUUAUAUUUAUUGCUUUUGAAAUUUGUUCAGAGACAUUCCAUGGAACCUUGUCUGGCAUUUUUAGACAUCAUGCACCAGCCAUCGUUUGGUCAUUCUUCCCAGCUCUCUUCCAAUUUGUAAAUAUUAUCCUCAGUCAAAUUUCUCCCACACUCUCUGACAGUGUCAUUGACCCACAAAAGGUUAUAACAAGCCUUGGGCUUGCACCCAACGUUGUCUCUAUGGUCUCGGUCAUCAUCGUACUUGCUCAUGGAUUUAUUUUAACAAGUUUACUCUGGGGAACCUCUUUGGGCUAUAUAUUGGACAAUCAGUUGGCAAAGAGCGCAAUCUUUUUGGCAAUCACUGCAUUUGUAACUUUCUUUGGUGUCAUCCAUAGUGUUAAUCCAAAUGGAGAGGUUUAUCUUCCUUGGAAUUCUGGAUCUAAUCUACCUUAUCAUUGGUCAGCUGCUUAUUUAUUGUUGGCUAUCAUUACCUAUGCCUUUUCUUUUUAUCAACCAGAUCAAUCAAAAAUUAAUUUAAAUGAUUUGGAAAAUAAUCUUAAUAAUAAUAAUAGUAGUAGUGAUAAUAAUGAUGGUAGUACUUUGGAUAUUCAAAACCAUUUUCAAGAAAAAAAAUUUUAA
Messenger RNA from Cavenderia fasciculata, 1815 nucleotides. RefSeq lists its product as uncharacterized. NCBI's taxonomy places the organism in Eukaryota, Evosea, Eumycetozoa, Acytosteliales, Cavenderiaceae. The transcript has a single exon. Bases 1 to 1815 code for a protein of 604 amino acids. The record is from RefSeq and is a predicted model, not a curated record.